Molecule: messenger RNA, 902 nt
Organism: Neopsephotus bourkii (Bourke's parrot)
Lineage: Eukaryota; Metazoa; Chordata; Aves; Psittaciformes; Psittacidae
Product: T-cell activation Rho GTPase-activating protein-like
Exons: 4
Coding region: 1-741 (246 amino acids)
Biological process (GO): signal transduction
Molecular function (GO): GTPase activator activity
Source: RefSeq, a predicted model, not a curated record
AUGGAAGCGCUCCCCAGGCUGGCAGCAGAGAGAAGAGCUGGCUUGAGUCUCAUGCAGCUCUUUCUCUGCCCCUUCCCUGUGCACAGGCCACCGGCAGGAGUGCAGGGUGACACAGCUGCCAUCCAUCCGGUUCGUGCUGAAGGAGCUGAGGGGCCGCAAGGCUGCAACGACACUGGAUGCCAACAGCCUGGAGAAGCUGCUUCAGUGCCAGGCUCAGGUCAGGGUCACUUGAGGCGCAAUCUCUCCAUCCUCACCUCUCAUACACGGCCAGGGGCUGAUGCAGCUCGCGGGGGACCCUUUGUGAUGGGGGGCUGUUUGGUGAGUGCAACCCAUUUCUUGCAGGCUUGUGCCAAGCAGCUGCCACCUCCCACCUCUUCCAGCAGUGAUGGCGGACGUGGCCACGUGGAUGGCAGGUCCUGCAGGAGCAGGAUGAGGCUGCCCUGGCCAUUUGCACGGCCAGGGACCUCAGUUGCACCAGAGGCGCCAGGGCCAUUAGGCUCUGCUUGCACGGGAGCUCUCUUUGGCACCCCCAGGGAGACCUCUGCAGCCAGGAUGGCAUGCUGCCCCAGCCCAUUCAGGACCUGCUGGCUCUGCUCAGUGAGCACAGGCCAUCCACGGAGGGGAUCUGCUGGCAGGCAGCCAACGAGCGUGCCACCCACAAGGUCAGAGAGGCCCUCAAUAGCGGGGUGGAGGUCCACCUCGAAAGCCAGCCUGUGCUGCUGCUGCUGGCUGUCCUCUUGAAGGUGAGCCCUGAUGACCUGGAGCCCGGCAGCUCCCGGCUCUCUUGGUGCUGAUGGGCACCUGUGGAGCACAAGCAGAAACCCAGCCGCCUGCUCAUGAGCCAGAGGGAUGGGGAUUCUGUGGAUGCUCCUGGGGCCCAGUGGCCAAAGCCUCACGUGGAG